UUUUUUUUUUUGAUGAAAUACUUUAAACAAUGUCAACUUUCUUCUUCCAAACGACCCGAACUAUUACCGAAAGAAUCACUUUUACUUCAACAAGCACAUAUUGGUCUUUAUGAAGGAAAGUCAAAGCUUGAAGGAUAUCAAGAAGGUACUCUUUAUUUGACAAGUCAUCGCAUCAUUUAUGUUGAUAAUCAAAAACCUCUUGAUCAUUCUGUGGAUAUUCCCAUCAAAGCCAUCACCAACAUUGACCAAUAUGGAGGAUUUCUUCGAUCAUCACCCAAAUUGAUAUUAUAUUUGGAUAUAGAUAUUCUUAACAAUACAACAACCGCAUUAUGGAUGGUUUCCGAUACUGACUCUUUAUCCACUCAGGCAGCAAAAACAAUGCAAUUGGCAGCAGCUGUAGGUAUAUGGACCUGUCCGAUUUGUUCUCAUGAUAAUACUUCUUUGACUGAAAAAUGUGAAUUAUGUGGUGUACGUACUGUGGAUCCACCCAUCAUCAGCAAUACUUCACAACUUGAAAAUGAUAAUUCAAACAUAACAGGAACAUGUCCAGCAUGUACUUUUAUCAACCAUGCCAGUAUGAUUCGAUGUGAAAUGUGCGAUACCCCACUAUCCAACAAUUUACCACCUUCUUUACCACCACGAAGUCAAUCUUCUUCUUCUUCAUUCUCUUCAGUUCCAUCACCUUCCGAAUCUUCAUCCUCUCUUCCUCCUAUCAAAAGUGAUACUCAUGUACAAUUAUCUUUUAGAAAAGGAGGAUUGGGACAAUUUCUCACCAAAUUAAACACAGCCAUCUCUACCAAAGCAUGGGAUUUUUCUUCCACGUCUUCUUCUUCUCUUCUUAAGGAUUCAUCAACAACAACCAUUGGGAAUAAUAUAGAUCGAAGGGCAGUGGGGAUUCAAGGAAUUCAACAACGCAUCGAACAAUUAUCCUCUGUGACCAAUGAUACUAUGACAGAUGCUUUUCAAGAUUUGGAUCGUUUGAUGGCCAAUGCUAAUGAAAUGGUCAAGCUGGCUGAAACUAUUUCUAGUAAAAUGAAUAAGGAUCCCAAUGAUCAAGAUCUUUCUACUUUACGUGGCUACAUGAUUAAUCUUGGUAUCUCCAAUCCUGUGACAAAAGGUACAGCAGGAUCCAUCUAUCAUCAAGAAUUAAGUAGGGAAUUGGCGGAAUUCUUGGACAAACUUUAUACCAAAAAGGAAAAUGACAUUCGACCAUUGACUGAUAUCUAUUGUAUCUUCAAUCGAGCAAGAGGAGUGGCAUUGAUAUCUCCCGAGGAUUUGUACAAGGCUUGUCAACAAUUUGAAUACUUACAACUCCCAUAUCGAUUACGCCAGCUCUCUUCUUCUUUAUUGGUGGUUCAAUCCACUUUGAUGAACAAUGAUCAGGCUUCCAAAAGAAUUGUGGAUCAUGUUAAAAAAAAUCAAGGUCAUUUAUCAGCUCUUCAAUUGGCAAGUUUGGAAAACUGGGCUUUGGCUGUAGCAUUGGAACAAUUACAGAUGGCUGAAGAAAAGGGGCUUUUAUGUCGUGAUGAUGGACCAAGUGGAUUAGUCUUUUAUGAAAAUUUAUUUAUAUAAUAAAGACUACCUUUUUUGUU
Messenger RNA from Halteromyces radiatus, 1592 nucleotides. Its product is annotated as EAP30/Vps36 family-domain-containing protein. Gene Ontology annotation, biological process: protein transport to vacuole involved in ubiquitin-dependent protein catabolic process via the multivesicular body sorting pathway. Gene Ontology annotation, cellular component: ESCRT II complex; late endosome membrane. Bases 13 to 1572 code for a protein of 519 amino acids. Gene Ontology annotation, molecular function: ubiquitin binding; phosphatidylinositol-3-phosphate binding. The record is from RefSeq and is a predicted model, not a curated record. Lineage: Eukaryota; Fungi; Mucoromycota; Mucoromycetes; Mucorales; Cunninghamellaceae. The transcript is spliced from 5 exons.